AAUCAUAGAUUUAUAAUUGCUGUGUGGUUAAGAAGCUAGCUCUAUAAUCAUUGGUUUCAGGUUCAGUCCCACUGUGUGGCACCAUGGGUGUCACAAGGAACAGACCUCUUCUCGCUUUCACAAGCAAUUCUCUAUGUAAAAGAGGAACUGUGUCUACAAAUGGCGACUGUAGUAAAUGGUGGGAACGACUUUUAUCGGCCAGUGACCCUGACACUGAAAAACUUGUACAGAACAAUGUGGAAAUACACGAAGAUUUCUUGUCAUUGGAAGAACACGAGAGUUUAUUGGCUGAAAUAGAACCCUACCUAAAGAGACUGCGCUAUGAAUACGACCAUUGGGAUGACGCUAUUCAUGGUUACCGAGAAACUGAAAGGAAACAAUGGAAUGACUCCAACACAAAAAUACUUGACAGAGUAAAGAGUGUGGCCUUUCAACCUUCAGAAGUUCCACUGCCCUUUGUACAUGUCCUGGACAUUAACAAAGAUGGUUACAUUAAGGCCCAUGUGGAUUCUGUUAGAUUUUGUGGCCGAGCAAUAGCUGGUCUCAGUCUCCUCUCUGAAAGUGUAAUGAGACUGGUUUGUGAGAAAGAUAAAAGCAAAUCUGGUGAUAUUCUUCUUUUACCAAGAUCUCUCUAUAUAUUAAGGGAUAAAGCUCGUUUUGACUACACACAUGAAGUCUUACCAGACAAAACAUCAAUGUUCAAAGGAAAACAUAUUCCUCGAUCUCGAAGAAUUUCAGUCAUCAGUCGACUAGAAGUAAAACAAUAACAAAACCUCCCUUCCCUGUUUUUUACUACCCUGACCUUGUGUCCUCUACAACAAACCCUGUGAUCUUAAGGAUGUUGGACUUAAUGCCUUCCAAUAUUUACCAUCAAAUCUCAUUCUGAGGCUACAAGCUACCAAUUUUCAUGUGCUUUCCUUCUAUCAGAGACGAAAAUAAUACUUUUAAUACACUGAAGUUGACACCAUCAACUCCUCUUCCUUAUAAAAAAUCUUGGCUUUAAUAAAAAUAAUUACAGAUUUCAAUCUUAACAAUUUAUUAAAAAAAAAAUACCAAAUUUUCUACAAAUUAACUUUUUUAUGAAAUAAAUUAUUUCUAUUUAAACACCUA
This is a messenger RNA of Octopus bimaculoides (California two-spot octopus), 1110 nucleotides long. Its product is annotated as RNA demethylase ALKBH7, mitochondrial. Lineage: Eukaryota; Metazoa; Mollusca; Cephalopoda; Octopoda; Octopodidae. The record is from RefSeq and is a predicted model, not a curated record. Gene Ontology annotation, biological process: fatty acid metabolic process; DNA damage response. Gene Ontology annotation, cellular component: mitochondrial matrix.